Knipowitschia caucasica is the source of this 342-nucleotide messenger RNA. Lineage: Eukaryota; Metazoa; Chordata; Actinopteri; Gobiiformes; Gobiidae. The record is from the annotation of a GenBank genome assembly.
AUGCUGGCACUCUCGGCAGUGCACAGACUUCAAGCAGACUCCCACCACCAUGUCAGCAACUAUUCCACUGGGGGGCAGCACUUCCUUCUCACCGCAGCGUGCAAAGCGGACGCGCAGUGCGAGGAGAGCGAGGAGAGCGAGGAGAGCGAGGAGAGCCAGGAGAGCCAGGAGAGCCAGGAGAGCCAGGAGAGCCAGGAGAGCCAGGAGAGCCAGGAGCCCAGCGGAGCCCAGGACACAGCCCACACACACAGCCUGACGCCGGGAAGAGCUCCACAAGACGCCGGCUCCUCAGCGCCUCUCAUCUGUCACACACCACUUAUUCUCUCAACAAAACAACUCUGA